CAGGCCUCUCCGCGGACCGCGCAGCGCAACUGCGCGGGGGCAGCCUGCGGCUGCCCAGCGUGGGCGAGCUGAAGCCCAGCUGCGCCCGAGAGAGGGACGACCUGGCCGCGGAGCCCGCCCUGGCGCGCCUCGCGUCGCUCGCCGCCCAGCUCCGCUUCGGACUAUGCGCGCAGGCAGGGGCCCAGGCGGCGGCCGCGGCCAAGCUGACGCAGGUGGACAUGGACUGUUCUUGGUGCCACGCCGCGCCCCUCGACCUGGCGGAGGACCUGGGCAUGGGCGCCGCGGCCCUGGCGGCCAUGGGCGGCCUCCGGAGCCUGUCGGUGAGCCUCGCGGGGUGCAGCCGGCUGGCGUCCGUCGGCGCGCUGGCGAAGGGCCUGGCGGCGCUCCCGGGCCUGCAGGC
This is a messenger RNA of Prorocentrum cordatum, 400 nucleotides long. NCBI's taxonomy places the organism in Eukaryota, Dinophyceae, Prorocentrales, Prorocentraceae. The record is from the annotation of a GenBank genome assembly.